Marmota flaviventris (yellow-bellied marmot) is the source of this 396-nucleotide messenger RNA. Lineage: Eukaryota; Metazoa; Chordata; Mammalia; Rodentia; Sciuridae. The record is from RefSeq and is a predicted model, not a curated record.
GCGUUACAUCGGUUUUGAUCCAAUUCUUAGGUCUUUGAUGCAUUUUCAGUUGAUGUUUGUGCAAGGUGAGAGGUGACCAUGGCAUCUGAAUCUCCUAUGAAGAUCCCCAUUUGUUUAGUGGAAAACUGGAAUGAGCAGCUGACAGUGAAUUCAGAAGCCUUGAAGAUUCUUGAAAAUAUAUGUCAGCCUGUGGUGGUGGUGGCCAUUGUAGGGACAUAUCGCACGGGGAAAUCCUGCCUCAUGAAUCAUCUUGCAGGACAGAACCAUGGCUUCCCUCUGGGCUCCACAGUGAAGGCUAAAACCAAGGGCAUCUGGAUGUUGUGUAUGCCCCACCCCAGCAAGCCAAACCACACCCUGGUCCUCCUGGACACUGAGGGCCUGGGAGAUGUGGAAAAG